Messenger RNA from Uranotaenia lowii, 1441 nucleotides. It is a transcript of the gene Tre1, whose product is annotated as protein trapped in endoderm-1. The transcript has 6 exons. Bases 357 to 1328 code for a protein of 323 amino acids. Gene Ontology annotation, biological process: G protein-coupled receptor signaling pathway. Lineage: Eukaryota; Metazoa; Arthropoda; Insecta; Diptera; Culicidae. Gene Ontology annotation, molecular function: G protein-coupled receptor activity. Gene Ontology annotation, cellular component: membrane. The record is from RefSeq and is a predicted model, not a curated record.
GCUGGAAGUGCUUUGCUUUGCGGUGUACGAGCGCGCGCAUUUACUUUCAGUCUUCGACGAUCGGUUAUCAUGUGAGGAAGAGCUCACCGAAAUAGGGCGCGCGCGUUUGAUCCCGAACUCUCGUGGUGUGUUGUCUCCUGUGUGCCAUCGGAAAGUGUUUGCACGAGCAGGGUUUACUUAGUGGGCAAGAUAUAAAGGGAAUAUAUAAAUCACUCUUUGAAUUUUUAGUGCCAUAACAUAGUUUUUGAGGUUUGGGUUUGUGGGUUGCGGUUUUCCCUAUCCUUUUACCCCAAAACGUGAUCGAUUCCAAUGAGUUCAGACUUGCCCCGGAUCUAGUAAGAUAGAAAGCUGCAACCAUGGUCGUUUACACGUACGGGAUGUCGAUUUUUGCGACCAUCAGUGCCGGAUUGGUCUUCGUUUUUGGAAUCAUAGGCAAUCUCCUCACAGUUAUCGCUCUCCUCAAAUAUCACAAGCUGCGCAAACAUCCGACCACGGCAUUUGUCCUGUCGCUCAGCAUAUCAGAUCUCUUCUUCUGUGCCGUCAAUAUGCCACUGACGGCCAUCAGGUUCCUUAACCAGCAAUGGACGCUCGGCGAAGGCCUCUGCAAGGUGUUCCCGGUGUUCUUCUACGGCAAUGUGGCCGUAUCCGUGCUAAGCAUGGUCGGCCUCACCAUCAACCGGUACACGUUGAUCCUUCACCCUAGUCGGUAUACCAAAAUAUACACCCCGAUCAGCUUGUUUCUGCAGCUGCUGUUGAUUUGGUCGUUCUCGUUUGGAAUAAUGCUCCUACCGUUGUUUGAAGUUUGGGGCCGUCUUGGACUUGACGAGGAAACAUUUUCCUGCACAAUUCUCAAGAAGAACGACAGCUCCCCGAAGAAGUUCAUAUUCCUGUUCGGCUUCCUGGUACCCUGCGUGGUCAUCUCCAUCUCAUAUUCCUGCAUUUUCUACGCAGUGCACAAGCAGCGAGCCAAACUGAAGGCACACAAUUCCAACUCGUCCGGUCGGAUAGAAUCCUCGUUCCGGAACAAGGAGGACUGCCGGCUGACGAUGACGCUCCUGACGAUCUAUCUGGCGUUCCUGGUCUGCUUCCUGCCGCUGAUGCUGGCGAACGUGAUCGAUGACGAUGGGUCGUACGCGAACUAUCACGUGUUUGCCUCGGUGCUGGCGUGGAUGUCGGCCGUGAUCAAUCCGUUCAUCUACGCGAUCGGCAGCCAGAAUUAUAGGCACGCUUACACCAAACUGCUGUCGGAGCUUUGCUUCUGGAAAACCAACGUCGAGCUGCGAUCGUUCGACGAAAUCAACAAAUCCCGAACCGUGGACCAUUUAUAGCGCCUAGCGAUAGUAAUUUAUGCAGCGAAAAAAAGACUUAGUUUUAGGUUAAAAACAACACUACACCACCCCAAAAACAACAACGCCAAAGUAAAAAAAACGAGAGAAGUUAA